Nicotiana attenuata is the source of this 1009-nucleotide messenger RNA. Its product is annotated as stomatin-like protein 2, mitochondrial. NCBI's taxonomy places the organism in Eukaryota, Viridiplantae, Streptophyta, Magnoliopsida, Solanales, Solanaceae. Gene Ontology annotation, cellular component: membrane. The record is from RefSeq and is a predicted model, not a curated record. Bases 1 to 936 code for a protein of 311 amino acids. The transcript has a single exon.
AUGUCGUCUAAUAUCCGCAACUUCUGCACUGAUACUGAUUACAAAAUCCGGACACCCAUAAACUUUGGCAUCCACUUUGUUCCCCAGCAGACAGCCUAUGUAGUCGAACGUCUUGGUCAGUAUAUGACGAUCUUGAAUCCAGGCCUUAAUUAUUUGAUCCCAUUCGUCGAUAAGGUCCAAUACGUACACUCGUUAAAGGAGCAGGCAAUUCUGAUAUCGAAACAAACUGGGAUUACAAAAGACAAUGUUCCAAUUGAAAUGGAUGGUGUGCUAUACAUCAGAAUUGUUGAUCCUGUUUUAGCUUCAUAUGGAGCAGAGGACCCUAUUUACGCUGUGGUCCAGUUAGCGCAAACUACAAUGAGGAGUGAACUUGGGAAAAUUACACUUGAUAAGACUUUUGAAGAGCGAGUUGAGUUGAAUAGAAACAUACUUAAGGCUAUUAAUGACCGGCCAUUACGUACUGAUUGGGGAAUAGAGUGUUUAAGGUAUGAGAUUAAAGAUAUAACACCACCCAAAGGUGUUAAAGUGGCUAUGGAGAGACAAGCUGAAGCAGAGAGGAAAAAAAGGGCUCAAGUACUAGUUUCUGAAGGGCAACGACAAGCGGAUGUUAAUGUUGCAGAUGGGAAGAAAAUGGCUGUGAUUUUGGAAUCUGAGGCUGCUAAAAAGGAUCAAGUAAAUAGGGCUAAAGGUGAAGCUGAUGCUAUUUUUGCUAAUGCUCAAGCGACGGCACGAGCAAUUUCUGAGGUGUCACGAGCAAUUCUUGAAAAUGGAGGUGCUGAUGCUACUAGUCUGAGGAUUGCUGAGCAGUAUGUUGAAGCGUUUGAGAAGAUAAAUAAGGUGGGAACUGUAUUGUUAAUUCCUGAAGAUGCUGAUGAUACUGCUAGCUUAAUUUUUCAAGCAGUUACUAUACACAGUAAACUUUCAACUAGUAAGUAGUAGUAGUAUGAAUUUUUAAGUAGUAGUAGUACUAUGAAUUUUUUUUUGGGGGAGUGGGGUUUUACAUUAUUGU